GACAUUGGAAAAUACCGUGUGGAAAAAUACCAGAAGUGAUUCCAAUAAAGGCAAUUAGCGCAAAAAAAUAAAGAAAACUAACGCAACGUAAAAAAACAAUAGCAGGACGACACAAAUCCGACACCAGAAACGUGAGUUCGAUUUUGAUGAUAUACAAGUGCUGAGCCAGCAGCAGCAGCAGCAGCAGCAUAGUGCACACAGACGGAACGAGUGCGUGCAAUCGGAGACAACGCAACGCAGAGACUGGCAGACGACGACGACGACGACGGCCAAUUUAUUUAGCCAAUGCCUUGAAACGGAAUACGCAAUAAAUUGUUCGACGGCGACGACCUUGCCCAUUGCGAUUGUUGAGGCGGGCAUUGCGUGGCGCGCGUCAAGCGCCAGACUCCCAAGCCCCCAAAAGCAAAGGACAAUUCCAAAGCAAAUUGCAUCGGCCAGGCAACAACAACAACAACAACACAAAGAGGCAAAAAGAAGGCAACAACAAUAACGAUAACGCUUCCGAUUAACGAUAACAGCAGCUGCAGCAUCCGAAGAUGCCACAGUUGAGAGCCGCUGCCGCUGAGGCGGCCGCUGCUGGCGGCGCCGGCGCCCAGCCGCUGGUCAAGAUUGGCCACUAUCUGCUCGGCGCAACGCUGGGCACCGGCACCUUUGGCAAGGUGAAGAUCGGCGAGCAUCAGAUCACACGUCUGAAGGUCGCCGUCAAGAUACUCAAUCGCCAGAAGAUCAAGAGUCUGGAUGUUGUCUCCAAAAUCAAGCGGGAGAUACAGAAUCUGAAGCUCUUUCGCCAUCCGCACAUCAUCAAGCUGUACCAGGUCAUCUCGACGCCCUCGGACAUAUUCAUGAUAAUGGAGUAUGUGAGCGGCGGGGAGCUGUUCGAUUAUAUUGUGAAGCAUGGCAAGCUGCAGGAGCAUCAGGCGCGACGCUUCUUUCAGCAGAUCAUAUCGGGCGUAGACUAUUGCCACAGGCAUAUGAUUGUCCAUCGGGACCUGAAGCCGGAGAAUCUGCUGCUCGAUCACAAUAUGCACGUGAAGAUCGCCGACUUUGGGCUGUCGAACAUGAUGCUCGACGGUGAAUUCUUGCGCACAUCGUGCGGCUCACCCAACUAUGCGGCGCCCGAGGUGAUAUCCGGCAAAUUGUAUGCCGGACCCGAGGUGGACAUCUGGUCAUGCGGCGUCAUACUGUAUGCCCUGCUCUGCGGCACGCUGCCGUUCGAUGAUGAGCAUGUGCCUUCGCUGUUUCGCAAAAUCAAAUCGGGCAUAUUUCCCAUACCGGAGUAUCUAAACAAGCAGGUGGUGAAUUUGGUGUGCCAGAUGCUGCAGGUGGAUCCGCUGAAGCGUGCCACCAUUGAGGAGAUCAAGAAGCACGAGUGGUUCCAGAAGGAUUUGCCCGCCUAUUUGUUUCCCUCCUCGAUCGAGCAGGACUCCAAUGUCAUCGAUACGUACGCCGUGGCCGAGGUGUGCACCAAGUUCGGCGUCAAGGAGUCCGAGGUGCACAAUUCGCUGCUCAGCGGCGAUCCGCACGAUCAGCUGGCCAUUGCCUAUCAUCUGAUCAUUGACAACAAACGCUUCGCAGACGAUGCGGCCACACAGAUCAGCGAGAUCAACAACUUUUUCGUGGCCGGCUCACCGCCGCCACCCAUGUCCCAUUCGCCGCACGAGCCCCGCUCCAGCGGCGCCGAGCCCUCCGCCACGGUUGUUGCCGGCGCAGGUGCUUCUGGCGCCGGCGGCGGCGGCGUGGGCGGCGCUAGCGGAGGCACUGCAGCCAGUUCGGGCAGCGCCACGCCUAGCGGCGCGGCGAGCAGCGCUGCGCCCAGCAUACGACCGCAUCCGGAGCGCAUAGCGCCGAUGCGCGAACGACAGCUGGCCAUGUCCGUGCAGAAUACGGGUGGAGCCGCCUUUCCCGAGAAGACGGCGCGCGGCGGCACGCCCAUCAAGCGGGCCAAAUGGCAUCUGGGCAUACGAUCGCAGAGCAAACCGAACGACAUCAUGCUGGAGGUAUAUCGGGCCAUGAAGGCGCUCAACUACGAAUGGAAGAUCAUCAAUCCGUAUCAUGUGCGCGUCCGGCGUCAGAAUGUCAAGACCGGCAAAUUCUCGAAAAUGUCGCUGCAGCUGUAUCAGGUCGAUCCGAAGAGCUAUCUGCUUGACUUCAAAUCGCUGACCAAUGACGAGGUCGAGCAGGGCGACGAUGUCAUCAUGGAGAGCCUCACACCGCCUCCAUUGAGCGUCAGCGGCGCCAUGCCCCAGCAGCCGACGGGCCAUCAUACGAUGGAGUUCUUUGAGAUGUGCGCGGCGCUCAUCAUACAGCUGGCGCGCUAAGUUCACGCCUUAACCAAAAUAACGCCAUCCCCUGCCCCCACCCCCUGCCCCUACCCCUUCGCACACUUUUUAAUUCAGCAUACGCACGCCCAUGGCAUGGCGUCCAGAUGAGGCACAAAGUGGACUCCCAACACAAUUUGGACGCCAUCUCAUGUUAAUAUUAUUCUUAUUAUUACUAUUCUAAUGCUUAUUAUUAUAUUAUAUAUAUAUAUAUACCUCUCCCCCAACCCUCCUUUGCACUUCCCCUCCCGUACCUAGGCAAGAUUUGUUUUCGCUAGUUGUUUAAAUUGUGUUGCUACGAUUUCUGAUGUCCUUUGCGUGUUUUGAAUCCUUGAUAUUGAUUUGUUUACUUUUUAUGUGUGUUUUUUUUUUUUCAUGCUCCUUUGUAAUAUUUUACAUUAUUUUAUAUUAUGCUAAACAAAUUGUAUUUAAUAUGAUUACAUGAAGUUGCAAUAAUCCCCAUUAACCCAA
Messenger RNA from Drosophila virilis, 2789 nucleotides. RefSeq names its product AMP-activated protein kinase alpha subunit (gene AMPKalpha). The record is from RefSeq and is a predicted model, not a curated record. NCBI's taxonomy places the organism in Eukaryota, Metazoa, Arthropoda, Insecta, Diptera, Drosophilidae. Gene Ontology annotation, biological process: protein phosphorylation; intracellular signal transduction. Gene Ontology annotation, molecular function: protein serine/threonine kinase activity; ATP binding. Gene Ontology annotation, cellular component: cytoplasm.